Dromaius novaehollandiae (emu) is the source of this 1983-nucleotide messenger RNA. It is a transcript of the gene AGMAT, whose product is annotated as agmatinase (putative). The coding region runs from base 77 to 1156 and encodes 359 amino acids. The transcript has 7 exons. Lineage: Eukaryota; Metazoa; Chordata; Aves; Casuariiformes; Dromaiidae. Gene Ontology annotation, molecular function: agmatinase activity; metal ion binding. The record is from RefSeq and is a predicted model, not a curated record.
GCCCUCGGAGGCGGCUGGCGCUCUGCCCGGCGGCGGCAGCCGAGCCUGAGCCGCGGUGCUGGAGCGAGGGGGCAGCAUGAAGCGCCUGCUGCGGGCCGCUUGCCGCGUGCCGUGGCCCUGCCGUGGCAGCGCCGGCUCCCUCCUCGGGCCCGCGGCUCUCCCCGACGCCGGGGGCCUCGGGAGCGGGGCCCCUCGCCGCUGUCUCUCGGGCUCCGGCUUCAACAUCCCGCCCAGCGCCGAGUUCGUGGCCCGGCCCGCGGGGGUCUGCUCCAUGCUGAAACUACCCGUCCAGGCCUCGGCGGAGGGGCUGGACGCGGCUUUUAUCGGUGUCCCCCUGGACACCGGCACGUCCAACCGGCCGGGGGCCAGGUUCGGUCCUCGCCACAUCCGGGCCGAGUCGGUGAUGCUGCGGCGCUACAACUCCAGCACCGGAGCCGCCCCCUUCGAUUCCCUGCUGGUCGCCGAUGUCGGCGACGUGAACGUGAACCUCUACAACCUGCCCGACAGCUGCCGGCGCAUCCGCGAGCGCUACGGCCAGAUAGUGGCCUCCGGCUGCGUGCCCCUCACCCUGGGUGGAGAUCACACCAUAACGUACCCGAUCCUGCAGGCCGUGGCGGAAAAGCACGGCCCCGUGGGGCUGGUGCACGUGGACGCUCACGCCGACACGGGCGCCGCGGCCCUGGGCGAGCGCAUCUGCCACGGGACGCCGUUCCGGCGCUGCGUGGAGGAAGGGCUGCUGGACCGCCGGCGCGUGGUGCAGAUCGGCCUCCGGGGCUCCUCCUACGCCCCCGACCCAUACCAGUACAGCCGGGAGCAGGGUUUCCGCGUCGUCCCCGCCGAAGAGUGCUGGCUGAAGUCGCUGGCGCCGCUGAUGGAGGAGGUGAGGAAGCAGAUGGGGGACAAGCCCGUGUACAUCAGUUUCGACAUUGACGGCCUCGACCCCGCGUAUGCCCCGGGGACCGGGACGCCCGAGAUUGCUGGGCUCACGCCUGCCCAGGCUUUGGAGAUAAUCCGUGGCUGCAAAGGCCUGAACAUCGUGGGAUGCGACCUCGUCGAAGUGGCGCCCGUGUACGACGCCUCCGGUAACACAGCCCUCCUGGGGGCAAAUCUGCUCUUCGAAAUGCUGUGCGUUCUUCCCAAAGUGAAAACCGUGUAAGGGCAGUUGCUGCCUCACCCAGCGCUUCUUUGCGACCCGUCGUGGUAAAACAACGGACAAAGAUGCGCCGAUGGAACUUGGUCAAGGUGGUCGGUCUUCAACAUCCUGCCCUCCACAGCCAGGUGCAGUUAACAAGCACUUUGCAGUAAGGAAUAAAUGUCGUUUACCACUAGAAAAAGUAAUUUCAAGCUUAUACGCUGUAGGUAGCAGAUGGGUUUGAACAACCCAUUUUCUGGUGUCAGCAGGGUGGUUUUGAGUUUGCUCGGUACGGGAAAAAAAAUGGCUAAUGGCACUUUGCCUCUGCUUUCUCCAUCUGAAUUACUCACCCAGCAGCCAGUGCUCGUGUACGAGCUUUACGCAACUGCCACCAGUAAAAGGUUUUUCCCAUUAAGAGCAGACGCAGAAGCAGGACAGCUGACACAGGGUAGCAAAUGUGUUCUGUGAGAGCUCUGUGUUGCGGAAGGGAAAAAUCUUGGGUGCGUGUUUAAGCGACAAGGAUGGCAGUGUUACCUCCGAGUCGGGGGUGAGGAUCAAGGUGAGCGGAUCUAGUUCAGCUCACACAAAGCGAUGGCUUGAGCCCGUGUGCUGCAUCGCCUGGGGCCUUCGCGUUCCGGCUCUGCAGGGUUCAGGAACCCCAGGCGUGAUCCUUAAGAGAGCAGAGCGGUAGUUUAAUAAACGUAGCAGCCUAUUUUCCCGAUGGGGAUAACCAGGCCCUUCCCUCAACCAACUGCUCAUGUUCAAGGAGGAGCUUAACAGGCCCUGGGUUUCCAAACUCGCGCUGAGCUAUUAUCAGGUUGUACAUUAAAACACAAAGCCACCUCAUCACA